CAGGCUACAGUGCUAGCAGCAGUGCUCCUACCCCGCUGAAAAGGUCCGGCCUUCCAUACUGCACCCCCCUCUCUCUAUCGCUCGCUCGCCCUUUGUCAAACCUCGCCGGUCCCGAACCCGAAGCCCCAUUCCUCACUUCAACGCCGCACACCGGAGCGCGCGCCCGGCUCGCUCUGACCGGCGUUGCUGGCGCUCCGUUGCUCCCCCGCUUCUCGCUAUAAAUAACUACACGCACAUCCAGCCAGCCUGCCAGCCAACCAUUGGAGGAGCUUCCAUCCCCACACUGACCGGCCCACCCCAGCUUGCUUGCUGGCUUCUCUUCUUCUUCUCUAGCUCCUUCUCUAACUCCUUCUGUCUGCCCUGCCCUGCCCCGUGCCGAGCCAGAUGGAGAAGGCGAGGAGGCCUCAGGUGCCGGCGUUCGGGGAGUGGAACUACUACUACCACUACGACGAGCCGGCGGCGGCGGCGGCGUGGUACGCCAUGCCGGAGCCGCAGGCCUGCAGCGACGUGUGGUUCAAGUACUCGCCGCCCCCGCACAAGCCCGCGCCCAAGAAGCAGCAAGCGAGGCGGCGGCGGCCGGCGGACUGCGACAGCGUGUCCCGGGAGCGUCAGCGCGCGAGGCCGUCCUUGGACGCCGCUGCAACGGCCAAGGGCGGCACCUCCAGGCGGGUGGUGCGGCCGGUCGACGCGGACCUGUACCAGGUGCCGCCGCCGGAGUUCACCCCCAACCGGCGGCCAAGCAAGAGGAGGAGCCUGUGGAUGAUGGGCUGCCUGGGCUGCGUCGCCUGAGCCGAACCCCUCCCAUGCCUGCCAACGGGAAGCGGGAAGCUGCGUGUUUAUACCGGAGUAGUAUUUACAUUUUCACUUUCUCUUGUUGUUGGGUAGUUCUCUCUCUCUGCGACGUUCGUGCUGAUCUCUUGGCUUGUGGCAAGAUAGUUAUUACUGCUACUCUUUUAGAGUUGGACUUUCUACUCUCUUUUUUGUAUGAUGUGGCGUGGGUAACACUGGCUAUGACCAUUUCGAGCUUCUA
Molecule: messenger RNA, 1030 nt
Organism: Aegilops tauschii subsp. strangulata
Lineage: Eukaryota; Viridiplantae; Streptophyta; Magnoliopsida; Poales; Poaceae
Source: RefSeq, a predicted model, not a curated record